CGUUGUUUGUAAACAUUCACAAAAAUGUAAACAAAAAGAUGCGGCCUUAUAUGCACACCAAAAAUUGCAGCAACUUUCCUCAAAAUAAAUAAAUAAAAAAAAAUUUCUGGAGAGAGAGCAGAGAUGAGAUUUAUGAAGUUUGAUUUGAAGAGAUUGAUUUCCAUAGUUCAAGAUUAGUGAAAGUAACGAUAUAAUGCCAAAAGCUCCAAAGAAGAAGUUCUCUACAGCUUCUGAUCCAACUGGUUCGAAAGUUGCAGCAGAAAAGCAUUUGAACUCAGUGUUUAAAUUCAAUACCAAUUUAGGUCAACAUAUUUUGAAGAAUCCUUUAGUGGCCCAAGGGAUUGUUGAUAAGGCUAAUAUAAAACCAAGUGAUAUUGUUUUGGAAGUUGGUCCUGGUACUGGUAACUUAACUGUUCGUAUCUUAGAACAAGCCAAGAAAGUUGUGGCUGUUGAAAUGGAUCCUAGAAUGGCGGCUGAAUUAACCAAGAGAGUUCAUGGUACUCCUCAACAAAAGAAAUUAGAUAUCUUAUUAGGAGAUUUCAUGAAAACUGAAUUACCUUAUUUCGAUGUUUGUAUUUCAAAUACUCCUUAUCAAAUUUCAUCUCCAUUAGUGUUUAAAUUAUUAAAUCAACCAAGACCUCCAAGAGUUUCUAUUUUAAUGUUCCAAAGAGAAUUUGCAUUAAGAUUGUUAGCCAGACCUGGUGAUUCCUUAUACUGUAGAUUAUCUGCUAACGUGCAGAUGUGGGCUAAUGUUACUCAUAUCAUGAAGGUUGGUAAGAACAAUUUCCGUCCUCCUCCUCAAGUUGAAUCAUCAGUGGUUAGAAUAGAAAUCAAAACCCCAAGACCAAAUAUUGACUUUAAUGAAUGGGAUGGUUUAUUACGUAUUGUUUUCGUUAGAAAGAAUAAGACCAUCGCUGCUGGUUUCAAAUCAAAUAAUGUUAUUGAAAUCUUAGAAAAGAAUUAUAAAACCUUUUUAGCUACUCAAAAUAGUGAUAAUAAUAAUGAUUCAAUGGCCAUUGAUAGUCAAAGUGAAUAUACUGAAAUUGUCAAGAAAAAGAUUGAUCAAGUAUUAACUCAAACUGAAUUUUCAGAUAAGAGAGCUUCUAAAUUAGAUCAAACUGAUUUCUUGAAAUUAUUAUACGCAUUUCAUCAAGUUGGUAUUCAUUUUGCAUAAUUUUCUUUCCCUACCGGUUCAUUCAUAUCAUUCAUUCAUUUCAUAUAAUAUCUCUGUAAAUUAGGUCAUGUAAUAUAAUUAUUUAGAUAAAUAUUUAUAAAUUAAUAAAAAAGUUUAUGUACAUCUAUAAUCUAACGUCUUUUAGUAACUUUGGAAGUAUCUUUUUCAAUGAUAUCUCCAACACCACCUAAAUCUUCUAAUCUAUCUUCUUCUAUAGCAACUUGUUCUCUUCUUUCCCAGAAUCUUUCUUCACAUAAAUCAAAGGCU
Messenger RNA from Scheffersomyces coipomensis, 1441 nucleotides. It is a transcript of the gene DIM1, whose product is annotated as putative dimethyladenosine transferase. The transcript has a single exon. Lineage: Eukaryota; Fungi; Ascomycota; Pichiomycetes; Serinales; Debaryomycetaceae. Gene Ontology annotation, cellular component: nucleolus. Gene Ontology annotation, molecular function: rRNA (adenine-N6,N6-)-dimethyltransferase activity. The record is from RefSeq and is a predicted model, not a curated record. Bases 194 to 1174 code for a protein of 326 amino acids. Gene Ontology annotation, biological process: rRNA methylation.